CACGCAGCAGCGUCUCUCGCUGAAGCAGAGCGGAGCACAAGAGUAAAACAUGGCGACCUCGAAUAAUCCGCGCAAAUUCAGCGAGAAGAUCGCGCUGCACAACCAGAAGCAAGCGGAGGAGACAGCUGCGUUCGAGGAGGUGAUGAAAGACCUGAGUAUUACCCGGGCGGCCCGCUUACAGUUACAGAAGACACAGUAUUUACAGCUUGGUCAGAACCGAGGCCAGUACUACGGUGGCUCUUUGCCAAAUGUCAAUCAGAUUGGAAACAACUCCAUUGACCUUCCCUUUCAGACUCCUUUUCAGAAUUCCGGGAUGGACACAAGUAGAGUGACUCGUCACCAUGGGUUGGUGGACAGGGUGUAUCGAGACAGGAAUCGCAUCACAUCCCCACACCGCAGACCACUCUCUGUGGACAAACACGGACGUCAGAUUGAUAGCUGCCCAUAUGCUUCGGUGUAUCUGUCACCACCACCUGACACCAGCUGGAGGAGGACCAACUCAGAUUCUGCCCUGCACCAGAGCACUUUGAACCCAACACCACAAGAUGGAUUUGCCGGAGGUUCUCAAGAUUUUCAGCCAAAACAAGUUCUUUAUCUCACUAUGCCGGGAACAGGGGACCCAGAGAGCGACUUGGACAAAGAGUGUCAAAAACAGAUAUGGGAUCAUAAAAAGAAUACAUCAUCAAGGCCCAAAUCAAACAAAAUACCUGGAAUUAACAUAUUUCCAUCUCCAGAUCAGGAAAUGACUACAUCUCUAAUCCCAGCGGCGCACAACACGGGCGGCUCCCUGCCAGACCUAACCAACAUCCAGAUCCCCCCACCUCUCCACACACCUCUGGACCCCGACGACUCCACUCUCAGUGCCUCCAACAGCACUGGCAACCUGGCCAACUCUCACAUGGGCCUCACUUCUGGCAGCCAAGCCCGGCCCACGGCGACGGCGAGCAUUCAGCGCCGACACGAGAAUGUGGCUCCUCUUAUUCUCGACACAGACUCCCAGCAGCAUCAAAGUCUCCAGCAGCUUUCUCCCACCCUCUCUCCUCCACUCUCUCUAGCUCAGGCAGUGACAAUAGACACCAUGACGCUGGAGCAGCAGUUAGCUCAGUAUGCUUUCUUCAGUCAGCCGUCCACACAGAUGGGAAUCAGUGGAUUUCCUCAGCUCCAACAGAACACUCAACUGCCACCUGGCUCAGUCAACCAGACACAGACUUCUGUGGACAUUGACAUUAACACGGCUUCUUCCCUCCAGCAGUACCGCUGUAGGGUGGGGUCUUCGGCCAAUCAGUCUCCGACUUCUCCGGUCUCCAAUCAAGGCUUCUCUCCGGGGGGCUCGCCUCAACACUCCUCCAUUCUGGGAAGUGUCUUUGGUGAUGCGUUUUAUGACCAGCAGCUGUCUCCCCGGCAGACCAGCGCUUUGUCUCAGCAGCUGGAGCAGUUUAACAUGAUUGAGAAUACCAUCAGCUCAAACAGUCUUUACACAGAGGGAUCCACUCUAAACUACUCGCAAGCCGCAAUGCUCAACCUCACCGGUAGCCACGGCAACCUGCAGGACGCGCAGCAGCUAGGCUAUAGCAGCCAUGGGAACAUCCCCAACAUCAUUCUCACAGGUGACAUGAGCUUUGACGGAGACUCCCAGUUCCCCUUGGAUGAGCUUAAAAUUGACCCACUAACCCUGGACGGCCUGCACAUGCUCAACGAUCCUGACAUGGUUCUUGCAGACUCCGCCACAGAAGACGCUUUCCGAAUGGACAGGCUGUAAUCUUUUAGGUAUAUGAUAUUUAUUUGUCCUCUUUAUUGGAUCGGUAUUAAGUUUUCACAGCGUGUCCUAACCGAUAUUCAAAGCCCACCUUUAAGGAAGGUGGGGGGUGGCUGUGAUGACUGAGAAUGUUCUCAUAGAAAAAGUCCAAACUAAUGAAUCAACCUUUUAAAGAAGCAGCCCAUAAUUUUUUAGGAUUAUUCUGACACCUUUAACACUACAUGAGUGAAUGAGUCUGUAUUCUCCCUCGAUUCCCUUCCAUAUGUUAUCCCGUUUUAUUUUCUGUAGAAGUCCUUUCUACUCUCCUCCACUGUCAUUCAUAUAUUUGCAGCUCACCUUUUACAAACUUGUGUUACAUGCCACUUUGUUUUGACUACAGAUAUUUAUUUAUGCACUUUUAUACUUGCAUAUGUCACCACAUAGUUUGCAUUGAGUUGCUUUUAUUAUUUAUAUUCUUAAACAAGUGUUGUUUGACACCAAGAAUGGUUAGAAAGGAGUGUUAAUCCUCCCCGUUUUAAGGGCAGUACUGAUGUCCUCAUGCAUGAAACACAUUUUACACAUGAACACUAAUGUACUCAAGGACAGCUAUGUUUCUUCAGUGGGGUCUGAAUAUUUGAUUGUAAUCUGUCAUAAAUGUCUAGUUUUGUCACACUGUAAUGAGAUAAUGGUUCAAGUUCAAAUGAAUCUGGUUGAAAAAAAAAAUUCGCACAUGCUUAAUAUGGUACACAUAUGGUACACGUUAAGAUGUUCAAAAUAUGCACACCCUUACACACCAUUGCACUAAUUUAAAAAUGAAGCAGAUCGACUGCCUCUCAAUUAAACAUUUCAUUUUGGACCUCUGUGUAGGCUGCAUGUAACUGUCGACGGGCAUGUUUACUAUCAGUGCAGUGAACCUGAUACAAUCAAAAUAAUGCUGGCAUUACUUACAGAUUACGUUUGCUAGGAAAGAAACAUGAACGACACAGUACAUCAUUAUGAUGAUCGUUUGCAUACAUGUAUCAAAACUAGUCACUGUGAUAACCAGAUUCUGCCUUACACUGAGAAGAUUCAGUAUUUUGUCAGUUCCGUUCUGUGAAGAUUCUCUUGUAUUUUGUUAGUGAAAUGUGGUACUGUAAAUUUAGCUGUAAUUUAUUGUGACUUUGGUGCACUGCUCUCAUUUGUCUUUUGGUUAUCGUGACAUCAUAUGCCCAAAAGGGGAGGUUUACUACUCUUAAGUAUUACUUUUUGUUUGUUUAUUUGAAAAUCCUAUCAUGUUUGUUAUUUCCUUUUCUUUCGAUUUUUAUACUCUUAACACUUUUAUAAGUGUUAGGAUUUUGUUUACAAAACCUUUAGAAAGAACAUUAAUGCAAUGUUUAGAGUAAAUAAUGCUAAAUAUAAAAGUAUAUAUAUUUAAGAAAUUUUGUUUCUCUAGUCUACAUUUAAAGGGAGAACCAGAUUUGGAAGAAUAUCUAUGCAAAGUAUAAUCAAAUGUUCUAACACUCAAAAAUACUAAAGAAUAGCUCAAACAGAAGUGUUGCUUUUACAGCAUCUAUAGGUUCUGAGUCAGUGCAGCUGAAUUUUAAUUGUUGCAUGGAUCGCUUUAUUUACAGCAAAGUGGGCAAAAGAGCGGCGGAAAAUGCAUGAAAAAUGCUUUUAGAUCUCAACUUUGUUAGGGGUUCAUCCCAUGAUUGCACCAUGUAAAUUUGUAACUUGUGUACAAACUUAAAGCAUGACCGACAUGUACUUUGUCACAGACAAUUGUUUUCAUGAGGAUCAUGCUGUGUAUGUUAAAAAUGUAAAAUACUUGAGGGAAAGGAUGUGUCAGGUAGACAGUUACUGUUAUAUUCCUUUACUUGACUGCCACGUGGAAAGAACCAGAAUGUAUUUCAUCACAUUUUAUGUAGGACCAAACAUAUUACGAUCUAGCAUUAUUUUGUUACUGUGACGUGAACUUUUCCAUGUGCAUCAGUGUGACGCCUUCAUUUCACUGCGCAUUGUACAGAGGCUAUUAGCUGAUCACCAUCGCAAGUAUUGGUGAUUUCAAAGCUGUUCACUCUUGAAAUUUGACAUUUUUUCACAUCUGUAUCUGUGUAGUCAGCGUUUAUGUGAACUUCUAACGAGAGUAUAUCACUUCUUACAUUUACUUGGCACUUUAAUCAGUACUCGGUCUCUUUUGCGUUCUUUUACACCUUUCUGAGUGACUGUUACGUGCACUGGGUCUAUUUCCCCCUAUGUUUGGCCGACUUUGCCUUCUACUAAAAGACAAGUAUUUUUGAAAAAGUGAAAAGUGUCUGUUGUGUAUUAUGAUUUUAUACUUGGUCAAUGCUAAAAAAAAAAACUUUUUUAUGUAGUUUUAGGAAAGUAUGAAAGUGCCCCGAUAUUAACAAGAUGCAUUAAAGAAUGCAGGUAAUUUUUCGAUCUCAAUUCACCAUCUUUGUAAAGCUUUCAUCUCUGGAUUAAAGUGUAUCAUUACCAAGAUCUGAAGCAACCUAGUACUGGCCAAAAAAGGAGAUCAUGAAGAAAAAAAGGUCUUUCAUCAUUUAAACUUAUUCAGUUGCUAAUGUAUGCACAGCCUUCAUGUACAUAAAUGCUACACUAAUACUAUAUUUUAAAAUCUAAGAUUAGAGCGUAAAAUAUUUAAAAUAUAUAUAUAUAAAUAAAUAAAACAAACAAUAUGGAACUCUAUGUUUUUACAUUUUAAAAUGCUUGAAGUGGACUCUAUACUGUCCCUUAGUUCAAGGGUUUCUAACUUUCCUCUAACUCAUGGUUUAAAUAAACAUCUGUGUCCAUUAUCAAGUGACAUCACACUUCUAGCCAAAUUUUAAGAAUCCCUGCUGCAGAUGUACAUGCAGCAUUGCUUUCUAUACACUGAACUUUGUUUAAGCUUUGUGAAAUAUUAUCCUCUUUUGUCUUUGUUUUGUAGUGUUUGCAGUAGAACUAUUAGUUUCUGGCAGAUGUUGUUUUGUUUUGUUUUGUUCUUUCUUUAGUGUGCGUAUAUGGAAUUUGAUGUUUAAGUACUGUAAAAGUCUCAUGCUCAAGGUCUGUUGGCUGCAACGUAGAUCUGUGGUUUCUUUGCUAUGGUUGCUUUUUCUGCUCAGUUCUUCGAUUUACUAGGUAUUUUUCCUGUAAGGCAGUUAACUACAGGUUAAAUUAAAAAAAUUGUCACAAGAAUCUAUAUAAUUCAGGUAAAAAGAGACAAAAUUUUACUACGUUCAAAACAGACUCAAUUCAGAAAUGGACAAAAACUAAAUCAAUGUUGUUAUUUAUUGUUUAUCUGAAUACCUGGAUAUAAACUGAAGUAUACUGAGUAUUAUAAAAAGUUUUUUUUUUUGUACUUGAUAUCAUUCAUGGGAAAUACAUAGUGUUAAAGUUGUUUUCCCAUAAAUUGAUAAAGUAUUGUCUAUUUUCCCCUGAUAACAGAUAUGAUGUUUUUAAUGGUUAUAUAUUUUAUGCAUCAAUGAGUGUGCCAAUAGCUUUUUUUUCAAAAGAACCCUAUACAAAAACUUAUUUCUGUCUACUUUUCAAAAUUACAUUGAAUCAGUCAUUUUAAUUAAUCAUUUCAAUCAUUUGCCAAAAUUCCCUGUUAAUAUGACCAGAAAACGACUUGCAAUGAAAGUGUGCAUGUAUACGUUACCUGCAUUCGUUCUGCUUUAUCAACAAAGCCAUCAGAAAAAGACCAAAUUGGCUUUUACCCUUUAAUUAUUCUGUUCAAUUAUUUUAGUUUAAUUAUGCUGAGAAUAACUGUAGGUGCUUUUGCCUCAUGGAAAUUCUUUUUACACUUAAGGACACCCCUGUUUUAAAAAUGAAGCAGUUAUUUAUACUCUAUUAUUUAUUCCUGGCCAUCUAUUUACAUGAAAUCUAUAUCACUUCAGCCUUUAAUACUGAAAACUUGCUUUAUAAUGGGGGUAACUUUUGCUGCAUGGUACUGAAUAUUAAAAUACCUGUAAGUCUUAAUGUGAUGUCCUGCUUUUUGCAGUUAUCAAGCUCUGCGUAUAUCUAAAAUGCUAUUACAUUACUAAAACUCUUGCAACUGGAAAUAUUUUCAUAUCAAGUGAUUUUGUAUUCUUUUGUUUUAACUACAAAAAAAUGUUUUAAGGCGAGAUGACAUGGUAACACAACCCAGUGGAAUUAAAACGCAUAAACAAAACUUUACAACCCUGUUACAGUAUGUGCAUUUAAUGAAUGUGAACUACUGUCUUAGUAGUUCAUGUCUCUACGAAGGCAGCUUAUUUCUAUUUUUUCAAUGUAUGAUGAUUCAAAUGAUGCACAUACAUUUGACGGCAAAGUUCAAACAUUAAUUCAAUUUUUUGCAACAGGUCAUCUUGGUUAUACUCGCCAAAUAUGCAAACCUAGCUUUCAGGAACAGCUUUGCAGCUCUGUGGUUUGUUUAUCCGACCCUUUAAAAUGAAAGAAAACUGUUUUCCUCUUACUAAUCGUUUUCUAUAAAAUAUAGAAAGCAAAAAGGAGACUAUAAAACGAUGUGAGGUGUGUAGAUGUGUCUUACUUAUUUAAAACAAAAUGUUACCAAGCUCAAUUCCAUUGUCCUUACUGUAUUUUUCUGUGUGGAAGCUAAAGUCUUUGUACCUUUGCAUUGAUAUUUGUUUAUUAAAUUGAAUAAAAAAUGUACAAAUGAACAAUUAUUUGUCU
This is a messenger RNA of Triplophysa dalaica, 6382 nucleotides long. RefSeq names its product CREB regulated transcription coactivator 1a (gene crtc1a). The coding region runs from base 50 to 1759 and encodes 569 amino acids. The record is from RefSeq and is a predicted model, not a curated record. NCBI's taxonomy places the organism in Eukaryota, Metazoa, Chordata, Actinopteri, Cypriniformes, Nemacheilidae. Gene Ontology annotation, molecular function: cAMP response element binding protein binding. Gene Ontology annotation, biological process: protein homotetramerization; positive regulation of transcription by RNA polymerase II. Gene Ontology annotation, cellular component: nucleus; cytoplasm. The transcript has 14 exons.